This is a messenger RNA of Rhagoletis zephyria (snowberry fruit fly), 2864 nucleotides long. It is a transcript of the gene Atg14, whose product is annotated as autophagy related protein 14. NCBI's taxonomy places the organism in Eukaryota, Metazoa, Arthropoda, Insecta, Diptera, Tephritidae. Gene Ontology annotation, molecular function: protein-membrane adaptor activity; phosphatidylinositol 3-kinase regulator activity. Gene Ontology annotation, cellular component: autophagosome; extrinsic component of omegasome membrane; extrinsic component of phagophore assembly site membrane. Gene Ontology annotation, biological process: cellular response to starvation; autophagosome membrane docking; mitophagy. The record is from RefSeq and is a predicted model, not a curated record.
UGCGGUUCAGCAUUUAUUUUCGCAGGCAAAAACACGAAAGCAACAUAGGAGUCUGCAACCCUGACUGUCAAACUGUAUAUUUGAGAAAAUAAGCAAAAAAAUUUGCAUUUUACUGUCAUUGCAAUAAAUAAACUGAAAACUUUGUUAAAUGAAGACUUUCAAUUUGAAUAGAAGUUAGAGUGAUAAAAAUAACAAGUAUAGGGUUUUUAAUAAUCUAACUUUAUGAAAAAGUAGUACCAAGAGUAAUUGAGCUGAUUGUGUAUAGCGUAAAAGCAUUGUGACGCAGCGCUCAGGUAGCAGGAAGAGUUGCUUCUGGUAGUGGACAACUAUGUUAUGGCAUCUAUGUCUAGCUCAUCGACCGAUGAGAGCUUCAAUGCACCAAAUCUGAAAUUUCACGUGUCCAGUUCAAGUGAAGAUGUUUGCAAAUAUACGGCUGGUCAUGCCAAUCCCGAGGAUAUUCUGGGGCUGAGAUAUCAUUGUCCACUGUGUGGAAAAUCCCAGCACCAGCAUAAUUUUCACUGUUGCUCAUGCGUGCGGAAUGGUAACAUUGUGCACAGUAAUGUUGCUGGUUGUACGCAGAAAGAAAACCUUUUUGAGAAACAACAGAAAUAUAUUAAGAUUAAAGGCGGCCUCAAGGACUUGAGUAUUCGAUAUGAACGGUUCAUGCGUGAGCAGCGCUCCAGCGAAAACUUGCAAUGUGAAAUUAAACGUAAAAAGCAGAGGAUUCAACUGCUAAAUAGAUUGAUAACUGAAAAGCAAGCGUUAUUGGCAAAUAGGAAAGAACAAAGGGAUCUGCGGUGCAAGGCAAACAUUGAUAAACGCAAACAGUUGCCAAACUAUCCAAUUAAAGUGAAAGCUCUAGAGGAUUAUGUUUUCGAUAGACUCGAAAAAAUUAUUAAAUUGCGAGAGUUGUAUGGUGGGAUGAUGAAUAAAGUGCAGCAAGUGACACGUCAUGAUAUAAACCAACUGGUGAAGUAUAUAUUUCAAAUUUCGGAGGUGGUGUUGCAAGACGAAAAACAUCUUAAGGCGAUUAUUGGCGAUGUACGCGGUGCGAUACCAAGUGCUGGACCCGGUGGUGACGCCAGCAAUGAAACUAACACUAUGGAACAAUUGGCCGAUGCUAAAAACACAUCUUAUAUUCGCGGAAAAUGGGUGUUUCAUGGAAGCGGUAUUAGUGAGAUGCAAUACCGCAUUGUAGCACCGUCAUUGCCGGCUAAUGGUGACUACACUGCGUAUUUAGAUUGGCUUACCGACAACAAAGAUGAUGUGCCGAAGAACGAAGGUAAUCACAUAGCACCAAGUCGCAUAAGUGCUUUUCGCAUCAUUGGUGCGCUCACGUAUACCACGCAACUGACCGAGUUAAUGAGCUACUAUCUAAAUGUGCGUCUACCCCAUAGGGUUGCAUAUGGUGACUUUUGCCGCAAACUUAACGAAGAGCAAUUCUUGCGCAAAGUUUCGCGUUUAAAUUCAAACAUUAUGUACCUCGCCUACACACAGCAGGUACAGCUGCGAAAUCUGAAUGAAAAUCAUACACUGGAAAACAUAUUGGCCAUUUUAGAUGUAGAAAAGAGUAACUUAGGACGACAUGGAUUCUAUGAGAUAUCAAAUGCACCAUUAAUGAAAUCGGUCGAUUCUCUGCUUAAAGGCAUUGAAACUGCCACGGAAUCAGAAUCGGAAGAAGAAAAUUCCUUACGCUUAGAUUGGGAAUCGGUGCCAAACUUCCCAGACGAGCCCGAGAUUAGUGAAUCGGAUUUAAUUGCAACCGCCGCUGCACAACAAUCAAGUAUCACAGGGGGUCUCAUGACCACAGCAGCUAAUCGAAUAAGCGCAAUACUUCGAUGGCGAAGAUAGGGGUAAUGUGGUUUUUAGUGUUCGUAUCGUUUUUUAUUAAUAAUUUUAACAGAGAAUUAAACACUAAUUAUGCUCGUGGAUAUUGGGUAUAUCCAUAUAUAUUUUGGACUUUACAUACACGUACCUACACUUCUACGACACAAACAUACAUAUAUACAUUAUUAAAAUGAAAUAUAAUUCAAGGAGAUUUAUGUAGCAAAAAAUCAUGUUUUUCUAUUAAUUGGGAUUUUCGAAGCAUGUAAUUAAAUCCAUAACGUUUUAAGCUUGCUUCCAGUAAUCUAACAUGUGACAUCUUCAGAUAAAAAGAGAAAUAAUCUUGGCACAGAAAAGAAACGUUACUUUGGAUAACUUAAGUAUGCGCAUGUUGCAGUUUUCCAAGAUAAUCAGGCAGGUUCUGAAAUUCACUUCCCAGUAGGUGAUUUCAGGAGCUAAAGUUCCUUCGAAAAGGCCUUCUUGACAACAACCUUCAACAGGCCUUCCAUUCCUUUCUCCUUGGCACAAAUUGCUUUCGCUACCCAGAGAAAGGCUUCCAGAAAGCCUUUUGGAGGUGUUCUUAAAUUUAUAAAAAAUCAUUUUAGAUGUUAAAUAAUUAAACUUAAAUAUUCGCGUAAAUUGUGAUAUGAAAAAGCCCUUUUAGAAGCCUCACAGGGAGAACUUUUUCACUUCUUGGGUAGGCCUUUUAGAAUGGCUUCUGGGUUCCGAGUGAAUUUCAACACCAUUCAAUUUAAAUUCAAAGUGACUUGGGUUGAAAUUGUUCAAGGACAUUUAUUGAAGUUGAGAUCCCGUACGAGUCCGAACUUGUCGGAAAUAGUCUAGAAAAUAGUACUGAAAAUUGAGGGGCGACCUCUGACUAUUUCUAAUAUGUACAAACUCGUACGGAAUUGAUACUUGUAUUUUAUUUAAAUGCAUUUUCUUAACAAAAAAGCUCACUUAAACAAUUAAUAUGCCACUUAAGCGGAUUUACAAUGACGACGAGGUUAUGCUGUCAAAAAUAUAACAAACAUUUCCAGAAC